CACGUUUUUAUUCUCACCGAUUAACUCACCGAUGUAUCAACAGCGAAAUUUCGAUGUUUUUAAUCUCAUCGAUGAAACUUCGGUGAAUUCCAUCGAUAUGUUUUUAAUGUCAUCUGUUAUUUAUCGGUGAAAAUACGAUUAGCCAUCAAAGUCAUCGAGGUUCAAGUGCGAUGAAGCCGAUUUAAAUUAUAAUUCUAACCUCAAACUGAGAAAUAGCAUUUUUGACGUCUUGUUUACAUAUAAAUAAAUAUUUUAAAAAAUGGGAGAUAAUGAUGAACUAAAAAAAGUUAGACUACACUAUAAUGAUAUUCUUUUUGAUGUUCAAGUUGACUGUGAAACUUACGGUCACUUAAUUGUUGAUGAAAAUAUUCGAAAUGAAUACGCUAAAUCAGUAUACGAAUCAAAUUUCAUGCCAUUUAAUAAUGCAGGGCCAGGUUCAAGCCAACAGUCGUUUAUAACUCCUACAGAUAAUUCUACAAAAAGUUUAUCAGACGAAAUAAGCAUGGGAUUAUCAUGGAAAGAUACACCUGGUACUUCAUAUGACCAACCAAUAGAGUCUUUCAAAUGGGACAACAAGUCAAUAAAAUUAUUACUAAAUAUAAGGCUUUGCAUGGAGAAAGAUUUUUGCACACCUAGUUGCAAAAAAAAGAAAUUGUGGGACAAGGUGGCAAAUGAAUUAAAUGAAGUGCUAGGAUCCCAUCGUGUUACAGGAGAUGCAUGCGAUUCCAAAUAUAGGAACCUGUUGGGAACUUAUAGAGUAAACAAGAGAAAGCAGAAUACAACGGGGGAAAGUGCAAUAAAGUGGGAAUUUUUUGAUACAAUGGAUGAAGUUUUAGGGCACAAAGCUUCAAGUGCUCCACCAAAAAAUUUAUUAGGCAGCAGUAUGGAAUCAACUUCUGCAAACACUUCGGUUGACAUUCAACAGAAUUCAGAUGAAGAUGAGACAGAUUUUGAAACUAGUGAUUCUUAUGUUCAUCCUAAGGAAAGCAAGAAGAAAAAAGAAAAAAUGUCAAUAAAUAAGUAUCUAUCAUUGAAGUUUGAAAAAGACAAGGAGAAACAAAAACAACAAAGAGAAUGGGACGAACUAAGGUGGCAGGAAAGAAAAGAGCUUAAAUUGAAAGAAAUAGAUGCUAUAAAUAAUCUUGCAGCAGCGAUACUAAGUACAAAUAAAAACAAAGACUGUUGAUUCAUUAUUGCUACUUGUAUUUUAUACUUUGUUUUCAAAAGAUGAAGAAUUGUCUUUUUUAAUGUUUGUUUUCUAGUUUAGGAUAUUUCAAAAUUUCCUUAAAAAAUAUAUUUCUUAUGUUUGUUUGUGCUCACAAAGAACAUUAUUUAAGAUUGUUCAUGUUUUUAAAAUAAGUAUAUAUUGUUUAUAUUUCAGUUUUUGCAUGGCAUCUUUUUGUAGAGAAUUUUGUUUUAUUUUAUUAAAGGCAUAAUGUGAUAUUAACAAGUAAAUUGUUAAGAAUUCUACUGUUAUUUUUGAGAAAUAUACUGUUGAUUAGUA
Molecule: messenger RNA, 1504 nt
Organism: Sitophilus oryzae (rice weevil)
Lineage: Eukaryota; Metazoa; Arthropoda; Insecta; Coleoptera; Curculionidae
Exons: 2
Coding region: 260-1186 (308 amino acids)
Source: RefSeq, a predicted model, not a curated record